AAUUCGGCUUCAUAUUUCCUUGGGGAUGCAAAGAACGAUUCUUUACAACGUAUCUACGGCAUUUCGUUCCCGGACACAAAACAAAUGACUGAAUACAAGAAGUUCAUAGAAGAGGCUGGGAAGAGGGACCACCGUAAGAUUGGCAAGGAUCAAGAGCUUUACUUUUUCCAUGAGCUUAGUCCGGGUAGUUGCUUUUUCCUUCCUUAUGGUACAAGGAUUUACAACACUCUUGUCGAAUUUAUUAAG
Molecule: messenger RNA, 246 nt
Organism: Paraglomus occultum
Lineage: Eukaryota; Fungi; Glomeromycota; Glomeromycetes; Paraglomerales; Paraglomeraceae
Source: the annotation of a GenBank genome assembly